This is a messenger RNA of Agrilus planipennis (emerald ash borer), 679 nucleotides long. Its product is annotated as putative OPA3-like protein CG13603. The transcript has 4 exons. Gene Ontology annotation, biological process: regulation of lipid metabolic process. Lineage: Eukaryota; Metazoa; Arthropoda; Insecta; Coleoptera; Buprestidae. Gene Ontology annotation, cellular component: mitochondrion. The record is from RefSeq and is a predicted model, not a curated record. The annotation marks the transcript as partial.
GUUAUGUUUGUCUCCCUUUGUAUAUCUAUUAUCUAUGUUUGUCUCUAUUUUCCAAGUUAGCAAUUAAAUUCAAAGAAUCGUCUGAUUUAAUUAUAUUUCAUGAAUAUAAUCAUAAUGUAAAAAUAGUCUAUUUUUAAAAAUGGUUGUGGGAGCUUUCCCAAUUGCAAAAUUAGGAGCUUUACUGCUCAAACAAGUAAGUAAGCCUAUAGCCAAUGCCUUGAAGAAUCAAGCCAAAAGUUCUCCAGUUUUUAGAAAAUAUGUGUGCUUGCCUCCAGCACAGUUCUACAACUGGUGUGAAAUAAAAGCGAAAAUGUGGAUAUUAAAUUUAGGAAAACCUGUUAAUAUCGCCGUCUUAAAUGAAGAAAUGGCAAUCGAACUGGGAGCUAAUUUACUAGGUGAAUCAAUUAUAUUCGUAAUUGCAGCAGUGGUGUUACUUAUGGAGUAUAAUAGGAGUGCCCGAAAAGAAGCAGCAAAAGAGGCGGCUAAAAUAAAGGAAAUAGAAAUUAUAAACACUAAUAUGCGAGAAUUGUUCAUGAAAACCGAAGAGCAGGGAGCUCAAAUAAAACAUCUUUUACGAGUUGUUACAGAACUAGAAUCUGGUGUUGUGAAAAAACCGUGGAUUCAAAAAAAGAAGCCUGAUGAAGAAAAUGAUAAAAGCAGUGUGCUUAGUUCCACCAAG